Molecule: messenger RNA, 1842 nt
Organism: Varanus komodoensis (Komodo dragon)
Lineage: Eukaryota; Metazoa; Chordata; Lepidosauria; Squamata; Varanidae
Gene: DARS2
Product: aspartyl-tRNA synthetase 2, mitochondrial
Exons: 13
Coding region: 85-1518 (477 amino acids)
Biological process (GO): aspartyl-tRNA aminoacylation
Cellular component (GO): cytoplasm; mitochondrion
Molecular function (GO): aspartate-tRNA ligase activity; ATP binding
Source: RefSeq, a predicted model, not a curated record
GAAGGUGUCUGUUCCCAUCUCAUUUCCACAUGAUGACCUAUCUAAUAAUGUAUCACUGGAAUUUUUAAAAAUGAGACCUUGAGGAUGCAGUACCGCUACUUGGACUUGCGUAGCACAGUGAUGCAGUACAACCUACGGUUGCGGUCCCAGAUGGUGAUGAGAAUGCGGGAAUAUCUCUGCCACAGGAACGGAUUUGUGGAUGUGGAAACUCCUAUGUUGUUCAAGAAGACUCCAGGGGGUGCGAAGGAAUUCGUGGUCCCCUCACGCGAAGCUGGGAAGUUUUACUCGCUACCUCAGAGUCCUCAGCAGUUUAAGCAGCUACUGAUGGUUGGAGGUCUAGACAGGUACUUCCAAGUUGCUCGCUGCUUCCGAGAUGAAGGUUCAAAACCAGAUCGGCAGCCUGAAUUUACUCAGAUUGAUAUCGAGAUGUCAUUUGUAGACCAAGCUGGGGUUCAGGCUUUAACGGAGGGCUUGCUCCAGUAUUCCUGGCCUGAGGAAAAGGGACCUGUCACCGUCCCCUUCCCUUCCAUGAGCUAUGAUGAGGCAGUGGCAAUUUUUGGAACUGAUAAGCCAGAUACACGCUUUGGAAUGAAGAUUCAAGACGUCAGCCAUGUGUUCAGGAAUGUGGAAGUUGGAUUCCUGCAGAAAUUCCUCAGCGAGCCCCAAGGCACUGUCAGGGCCAUUUGCAUCCCCCAGGGCGCGAAAUAUCUUCAGAAUAAAGAUCUGGACUCGUUAAAUGAAUUGACGGAAUCCCAGUUUGACCAGGGUCUUUCGCAUUUGAUUUUGAGGUCUGAUGGGAGCAUGAAGUCCCGACUCAGUAAAUUUCUGAACGAGGAGCAAAAGCUGGGUCUCGUCAGAGCUGUUCAGGCCGACGUGGAUGAUGUGGUGUUGCUGGCAGCUGGCAAACCUCAGAAAGUGUGUUUUGCGUUGGGAAAAGCGCGCUUGGAGAGUGCUAACCUUCUGGAGGCACGAGGCCUGUCACUUCGCGAUCCCUCUGCUUUCCAUUUUCUGUGGGUGGUGGAUUUCCCACUUUUCCUCCCAAAGGAAGGAAACCCCAAGGAAUUGGAAUCUGCUCACCAUCCUUUCACUGCACCCAAUGCCUCUGACAAGCACCUCCUCUACACAGAGCCUGCAAAGGUUCGUGGUCAGCACUAUGAUCUAGUGCUGAAUGGCAAUGAGAUUGGAGGUGGCUCCAUUCGAAUUCACGAUGCAGAGCAGCAACAGUUCAUUCUUGAAACGGUGCUGAAGGAAAACACAGAGCUGCUGUCUCACCUCCUUGAAGCUCUGGCCUGUGGAGCACCUCCACAUGGAGGAAUCGCACUAGGACUUGACCGACUGAUGUCCCUCCUAGUUGGUGCACCAAGUAUUCGAGAUGUCAUUGCCUUCCCUAAAUCCCUCCGAGGAAGAGAUCUGAUGAGUAACUCUCCAAAUUAUGUGGCCUCAGAAGAACUGGAGCCAUACCAUAUCCAGGUCGCAUGGCCUUUGACUCAAGCCAGGGAGAGCACGGAUUUCAGCUAACAGGUUCUGGGGCCACCUGUACGCCGGCCUUUGUUCUCCACCAGUAUCACAGCCGCUCUAGCAAUUAUGCAUCAGGCAGAGGACUUAAAUCGAUUUAGGGGGCCUUCUCAGAUUGCAGCAUCUACCACUGCUGCUUCCUUCUGCUGAGGAGUCGCGCCUCAUAUUUUAAAUACUAGGACAAAAUUCUGAUUGAAGAAACCAUGUGGAGAUGGAACUUGUUAAAAUAGAAUUCAUAUUUUGCUACAUGGGAUUCAAAUUUCAGUAGUUUUGUGCAUGCAUCUGAAAUGUGAAUAAAAAUGAAACUUAAAUUACAGUAUUAUUACA